This is a messenger RNA of Hydra vulgaris (swiftwater hydra), 677 nucleotides long. Its product is annotated as coiled-coil-helix-coiled-coil-helix domain-containing protein 2. Gene Ontology annotation, biological process: mitochondrion organization. Gene Ontology annotation, cellular component: nucleus; mitochondrion. NCBI's taxonomy places the organism in Eukaryota, Metazoa, Cnidaria, Hydrozoa, Anthoathecata, Hydridae. The record is from RefSeq and is a predicted model, not a curated record.
AGUGAUGUAAUUUAGUCUGCCAUUUUUACAAGCCUUCCAUUUAUUCAUAAGAAAGCCCUAAAGGCGAUUUAAUAAAAUUAACAUAGUGUGAUUUUUUUAUUAAAAAUGCCAAGAGGAUCUAGAUCAAGUGGGGGAGGAAGGUCUUCGUUUUCCAGCCCUUCUAGUCGAUCAGCUUCACCUCCAGCAAGAAGUGCUCCGCCUCCUACUAGAGCUGCUCCACCACCUCAAAAUCUGCCUGCUCAACAACCUGCAAGUGCACUUUCUUCACCCGCUCCCAAACAACCAGGUUUGUUUGCUCAAAUGGCUACUACUGCUGCUGGUGUUGCUGUUGGUUCAACUGUGGGUCAUACAUUAGGGCAUGCUCUAACAGGAUCAUUUUCAGGUGGUAAUAAAUCGAAUGAUAAAUCAGAAAGUCAGCAGCAAGUAUCACAAGAACGUAAUCCUCAAAACCCUUGUGAAUAUGAAAUGAAACAGUUUUUGGAAUGUGCACAAAAUCAAACUGAUGUGUCUCUCUGUCAUGGAUUCAAUGAAGCUUUAAAACAAUGUAAAUUAUACUACAACUCUACAGCAUCUACUGGAGGUUCAAUGAUGCAUUAGUAAUACUUCGAUGGUUGUUUGUUUGUUUUUAUUGGUUUUUUAUUUGUAAAUUUUUGAAAUUAAAUUACAAGUUAAAAAUA